This is a messenger RNA of Dipodomys ordii (Ord's kangaroo rat), 3092 nucleotides long. RefSeq names its product SH2 domain containing 4A (gene Sh2d4a). Gene Ontology annotation, molecular function: phosphatase binding. Gene Ontology annotation, cellular component: cytoplasm. The transcript has 10 exons. The coding region runs from base 240 to 1547 and encodes 435 amino acids. Lineage: Eukaryota; Metazoa; Chordata; Mammalia; Rodentia; Heteromyidae. The record is from RefSeq and is a predicted model, not a curated record.
GUCCGGUGUCUGGAGCUGCUGGCUGGGUUUGUUGAGUCGCAUUUGCCACAGGUGUGUGGUGCCAUCUCCCAGGAGCCAGUGGCUGUAAUUCCGCCCCAGUUGGUCCGAAUUGCUGGGCUGUUGCCAUCUCUGCUUAGGUUGGUGGACACACUCAAGUACCAACCUGGCUGCAGGUUGGCACAACCUGCAGGCCAUUUCCAGGAACUUUUGCCCCAGGUGUCAAAGACUGCCCCGCAAAGAUGCUGAGACAGAUACUGGCGGAGAUGUACAUCGAUCCGGACCUCUUGGCGGAGCUCAGCGAGGAGCAGAAACAGAUCCUGUUCUUCAAGAUGAGGGAGGAGCAGAUCCGACGAUGGAAAGAAAGAGAAGCAGCCAUGGAAAGAAAGGAGUCCUUGCCAGUGAAAUCCAGACCAAAGAAAGAGAAUUGCAAAUCUGUGCACUGGAGACUGGGCGCUGAUAAAGAGGUGUGGGUGUGGGUGAUGGGUGAACACCAUCUGGAUAAACCCUACGAGCUGCUCUGCAGCGAGAUUACUGCGGAGAGGGCGAGGCUGAGAGCCCAGCAGGACGCAGAGGGGCCCAGAAAAACUCAGUCUGAAGAAGUCAGCAAUAGCGUGAAAACACAAUCACAGUAUCCUGGUCUGCAAGCACUAGAUAAGUCAGAGACUCAGAACAUCUCUAAGAAAGCAGGAGGAGGGGAAUCCGGACAAGGAAUUAGACCAGUACCGACCCUGGGGGAAGAAAAAGCUCAAUCAACCACCAGUUCUUCAAGAAAUAUUCAACAAAUGUUGGCAGAUUCUAUCAAUCGUAUGAAGGCAUAUGGAUUUCAUCAGAAGAAAGAACCCUUGAAGAAAAAACCAGAUGAAGAAAUCAAACAAGUAGAAGAAGAGAAAGCCAAGCAGAUUUGUACGAGCUGGAAAGAAGAUUCGGAGUGGCAGGCAUCUUUGCGAAAAUCCAAAGCAGCGGAUGAGAAGAGACGCUCCCUGGCUAAACAAGCGAGGGAAGACUACAAGAGGUUAUCCCAGAGGGGAAGAAGCGGUGAGGGGCUGCAGAGUGGUCCCCAGAAGCCCCGGAGACCGCCCCUUCCACCCAAGCCCCAGUUCCUACCGCCAGCGGGGUGCCCACAGAAACUACCUGGGAAUUUGGGGAAUGAAAAACAAAAAUCGGACUGCUUCGAGUCAGUAGUUACUGCCAAUGCCUUCCCCACCUCCAAUACCAGGGCUGGAAUUAAGGGAAUUCUCACCCUAAAGAGAGCAAAUGAACUCCUGAGCACAGGCGUGCCGGGCAGUUUCUUGGUCCGAGUCAGCGAGAGGAUGAAGGGUUAUGCUUUAUCCCACCUGUCAGAGGAGGGCUGCAAGCAUUUCCUCAUCGAUGCCUCUGCCGACUCCUACAGCUUCCUCGGUGUGGACCAGCUGCAGCAUGCCACCCUGGCUGAUUUGGUGGAAUAUCACAAGGAGGAACCCAUCACCUCCCUGGGGAAGGAGCUCCUGCUCUAUCCCUGCGGGCAGCAGCAGGGUGAGCCACCAGAUUACCUGGAACUCUUUGAGUGACAGCCUCUGUUCAGGCCAUUCUAACCCUCCAGCUGGACAAGACACUAUGGAAACAGACAUUCGUGUAGGAAGCCAAAAUCACCCUGCAGCCAGGCUAGCACCCCUCAUGGAGCAUCCAUGGAGGCCUUGCUGAAACCUCUUUGACACAGACAUCGGGGUGUUAUCCAAGGAAAAAGGAUCUCUUCUUUAUCUGUGAAGGAUAAGGGUACCGAUGUCAGCAAUGGCCUGACACGAAGAAUACCACCUUAUUGAUGUAUGUAAGAUAAAACGAACAAAGAUACUUCUUAGAAUUGUACUUCAAAAGCAGCAGUAGCUCAUGUGAGCUGUCCACUCCCUCUCUGUCCUUUCUGAGGUCCUGUUGAAAUGAACUUCCAUCUUGUCUUCUGAAAGCUGGCAAAAAAAGUCCUUCCUGAGGGUUAACAUCAUCCUGGGUGAUCUAGAUGAUGCAUGCUAGAUGAGCCAGGAUGUAAUCGACAGAAACCAGAUGCCACGAGUGUAAAUUGAAUGGGGAGUUUGCAAAUGCAGGACUGGAGGAGAAACAUGACCUCAGAUACACAGGGGCCAUUGGGAAGUGAGCCGGCAUCUGGGAGUUUGCUUGUUUGCUUUGGGGGAGACAAGAAGAGCCCGCACUUCUUCUCUAAAGGCACAAAAAUUAAUGAGGCAAGUGCACCGAAGGGGCCAGUCAUCACUGCUGCAGAGACAGGAACAAAUAUGCUAGGUGUUCGAAUGUGACUUGGUGCAGAUGUAUGUAAGAUAAAACGAACAAAGAAGAAAGCAGACAUUUCUCAGAAUUAAGUUGUACUCAAAAGCAAUAGUCGUUCAUGCGAACAUACCUACAUUGAAGUCCUUAACCCCUGUUUGUGAAUGUGUUGGGACUUUGCAGAUGGAGCUGAGGGAAGAGGAGGAUGCACUCUGGAUUAGGGCAGGCCCCUAAAUCCCACAACUAGCAACCUUAUAAGAAGAGGGAUUUGAUAUAAAGCAGACAUGCACACACAAGGCAGUGAUGUAACUUCAAGGCAGGGCCAGGGGUUUUUGGCAGUCCCUAGAAGCCAGGAGAGGCCCAGAGCCUUUAGGAGGAAACUUGGCCCUGAGCACACCUUGAUUCAGCCUUUUAGCCCCCAGAACUGUGGUAGAAGAGAUGUCUAAGUCAUGAGUUUAGAGUAGUGUUUUCUGGUAGCUUCAGAAAGUGAAUACAGUAACUUACAAACACAUCGGUUCACUCUUUAGUAUACACUUUCACAUCCUCAUAAUGAAGUAAAUAUGGGAGAUGGGAAAACCUAACUAGUUCUUGUUUGGUGCUAGGACCAGGAAUUCCAUGCCUUAAAGUACUACUAACUGGAAAAUUCCAUGCCUUACAGGACCACUAACUGGAAAAUCCAGUCAUUUUUGGGUCCAGCACCAACUUAGAGACCACUUCAAGAUAGUGACUGAGGAAGCUCAAGCUUAGGCCUAACUCUGUCAGUAUUAUUUAUAGUGCCUUUGUGUGUGUGCGUGCACAUAUCUGUACACACACGCACACACGUGCUGGUACAGGGGUUUGAACUC